UUUGAAGGCCAAUACCUUCAAAAACACGUAACGUUCGAGAAAUAGGAGUAUUUCUUAAUAUAACUGUUUCGUGAUAUAGCUCAUAGAUCUGAAGAGAUUGGCCAUUUUAUAUCUCUUUACUCUCUUCGGCGAUUAUUGUCUUAUUGAUAACCAUUUCCCUCGAGUUAUUCAUUAAGGAAUUUACAUGUAAUUCAUGCAUCGCAUCAAUCGGACAUCCAUUCUAUGACAUCCACAACUACAUUUCAAUACCAGCCCUUGCCGGCAAGAUCAAUCCGAAUAAUUAAGCUGUUACCAGCGCGUUGUCCUGAAGAUCCAUUAAGAUGUACCAUUGAAGCUGUCUGCCUUGACUACGCAAAAGCGCGACCAUAUGAGGCCCUCUCAUACGUAUGGGGCGAACCGGCUCGACAGUGGCCCCUAGACUGCGGGGGUGCAAAGCUCCUAGUUACUAAGAACUGCCAUGAAGCGAUGGUGAAUUUACGGCAUAAGUUUAUGUCAAGAGUGCUGUGGAUCGACGCCAUUUGCAUCAACCAAAGCAAUGACGAUGAGGCGAUCGAGGAGCGAAAUGGCCAAGUUAAAAUGAUAGGAGAAGUGUACCUCAGAGCGAAACUGGUCUUGAUCUGGUUCGGGCGGGGAGACGCGUCAACCGCAGUUCUCUUUCGCUACCUCCCGCUUUUCAACAUCUUAGACAGGAUACAGGAUGGGUAUCCAGUGCUUGAAAACGCUUUUUAUACGUUAAUUGCUCAACACUUUGAUAUAACUUACGGGUUUCUGGUUAAACACAAGCGUUCACAGUUGCUAGAGUCCAUGACCGCUAUCCUCGAGAAUCCAUGGUUUGAAAGGGUCUGGACGAUACAAGAGGUUGCGUUCGGAAGGAAGUGCGUUAUUAUAUGCGGCAAGUCUAGUAUAAAUUGGGAGUCAUUCUGCGGAGCCUACCUGGCUAAACCCAAACUACGAGGGGCGAGCCGUCCAUCUAGGGACCUAAUCCUUCCUCGCUGGAGACUGUACUUGUCACUGCGCGGUUCGAGUCUCAAAGCUAUCCCGCAGACCCGCUUCGAAGGAGACGGUCAAGUAAGAUUCGAACUUGAACUCCUGUCCGAGAUCCGGAACAUGAAAGCAACCAUUGCGCACGACAAAGUAUAUUCUCUAUAUUCGGUACUCCAGGCCAUGGGAAUCGACUUACCGAGCCCUGACUACGGGAAGGAUGUAGUAAAGGUUUUUGAAGAAGCAACGCUGGCUUAUAUCAGAAGCCGUCAAAAUCUCAAUGUUAUCGCAAUUACACUACCUCCAGACCCAAGCUCCGGAUCUCCUUCUUGGGUCCCCGAUUGGUUGACCCCGGGACGCAAUGGCUCGGCGUUGAUUUGGAAAAUAAGGGACUUCGAUACACAAUAUCAUUCCACUACUCCCAUACUCACGGAUAAUACCCGGGAUGGCAAGUUAGGCGUAAUGGGGAAGGCUAUUGGGAAAAUAAAUAGGAGGAUCCGUUGUCCCCUUAUUUUGUACCAGGCACUCAGUCAAAGCCAGGCAUAUCAAGAGGUUAUUUCGGCUUGCCUCGACUGGCACCUUUCACUCAGUAGUCUUACUAGAUAUUCACCGGGAAAAGACCCUAAGCUCGUCGGGCAGGCGCUACUUCGCCCUUAUCACGCCAACGUCCCCAACAGCAAACUAGGCGCUUUAUACCGCUGGGUUUUGCAUGAUGAUGGCACAUCGCCUCCAGAGGAUAAAACUACUCUCGAGGCUAUCGUGGAGAAGCGCAAGCUUCGAGAAACUUGGGUAAUAUUCACCCUUGACACAGGCUACUGCGGUACAGCACACCAUAAUUGCCAAGCUGGUGAUGAUAUAGUUCUUCUCAAAUCGCUCAAUCCACUCGUCCUUCGACCCCAGUCGAAGUCUCACGAGUUCAGAAUUGUAGCACCCGCUUAUUGUGAAGGAGCAAUGAAUGGUUAUAUGACUCCGCACAAUGAUGAGCUAGAAGAGAUUAUACUUGUCUAAUGUUGUUAUGGGAUAUUUAGUUUGGCAUGUAGUCGAGAUAUAGGAAAUCGUGGAAAUAUUUUGAUGAAAAGAAGUUUCGAGCGGGCUGGUGUGUACCAAUAGGGGCCGUUACAUACCCUAUCGCUAGAAAUUUGAAAGACUAGGUACUUUUGCCAUUAAAUGUGCUGCUCACGAUCGAUGACCAAAAUGAACAAAC
Daldinia decipiens is the source of this 2185-nucleotide messenger RNA. Its product is annotated as heterokaryon incompatibility protein-domain-containing protein. The record is from RefSeq and is a predicted model, not a curated record. The transcript is spliced from 4 exons. The coding region runs from base 223 to 1989 and encodes 588 amino acids. NCBI's taxonomy places the organism in Eukaryota, Fungi, Ascomycota, Sordariomycetes, Xylariales, Hypoxylaceae.